Messenger RNA from Dimorphilus gyrociliatus, 1274 nucleotides. The record is from the annotation of a GenBank genome assembly. Lineage: Eukaryota; Metazoa; Annelida; Polychaeta; Dinophilidae.
CAUUGAGCCAUUGAGUACCAAGCCGAUAUGAUUUACCAGCGAAUUGUAUCGGCAUACUUUCGCGCUCAAUAGUGUAUAUUUAUCUUUUAGACCUAAUAAAAAGGAUAGUAGAAGGAACAUAGAAUAUAUUGAAGAAUUACGAAAUUAAGAAUUGAAUUUAUAUCGGCUAAAAGGCCCACUGCUUAAUGGGCGUGUUCUCCAUGGAGGAGAUUGAGGGAGAUCCUUUGGAUCAACGUACCGUGUUUGAAUCUAAGUACGGUGGUCAAUCAACAUAUGGAAAAGCUGCCGGACACGUUAUAAGCGGGCAUUCUAGAUCCGCUUCUUGGCCUGCUGCUCGGCCUUCUAUAGUGGAAACUGAGAGCAAUAAAAAUCGGCCUGCAUCCCCAGUUGAAGGUCUUAAACGUUUGGUUAUUUGGCAAGCAUGUGCAGGACUCAAGUGGGCAGUGAGAAAAGUAUGUUCCCGGCCUAUUCGUCAGGAUUCAUCCCGGCCAUCAGCCUACCUUGUUAAUACGGCUUUGUCAGCUUUGCCUUUUCUUCUUUUUCUGACAGUAUAUGGAAAUUUUGUGAAACUUCGUCAUUUUCUAGGAAUAACUGAUGAUGACGUUUACGUUUUCACCAUUAGCCGAAUUGAAGAAGCGAUUUUUACUGUUCAACCUCAUCGAAUUGUAUCUAGUUUACACUGUUCUGUAUUAGAUGUCUUAGCAGCUCUUCCUUAUUUAUUACAUUACGCUUGGCCUGUUCUCUAUCCGAUAUAUGCCUUUCUCACGAAUCGGCCAGAAAAUGCAGGAAGAUUUUUACAGUUGCUUGCACUAGUUAUGUGGCUACAUAUGGUCGUUUGGUUAUGCAUGCCGACAGCUCCUCCAUGGUUUGUAGACUCUCUCGGAAAUGACGUAGACUUACGAAGCGCAGUUGCUGCAGCUAAACCUAGUGAAGGAGCUGCUUUCGCCCGCGUUGAUAAACUCUUUCACGCUCAUCUCUUUCAUAAUAUGUAUAGUGGUAAUCCUUGUAUAUUUGGAUCGUUUCCGUCAGGUCACGUUGCUUGGCCCUUUGCCGUAUAUUUAACUGGACCUCCAGGAGGCAACUAUUUCCUGAUAUACAUUGUAUGGAUUAUCUGGGCAAGCAUGUACUCAAUUCAUCAUUAUUUAUUAGAUGGUCUUGUAGCUAUUAUCAUAGUUACAUUUAGCUGGAAAGUUUUACAAUAUCUUAGACCGUCGGCUAAUGGUCAACGUGAUGGUCAAAGAGCAAACUUCCAUUGCCCUCUUCACAUCGUCUAA